GCGGAUUCGCGGCUGGUCAAGAGAGACAAACGAUGCAGACGCGCGUCCUUCGCUCCGCCUUGCGCCACGUGGCGCCUCUUGCGCGGUCCGUGGCGCCGCUGCACAGGCGAGCACUCUCUCUUUCCGCGCAAGCAAGCAAGGCCCCGGCGCUGCACCAGCUGCAAGGCGAAGCUGCUGCCUUUGCGGCCGUCGAGCCGCCGUCGAUCAAGGCCUACUGCAAGAUUUGGCGCGACGCGGACGCGGUGGCGUCGGCCGAGAUGGCGCGUCUCUUUCACGCACAGCGCUAUGAGGAUGUGAUCGUGGCAUACGUGGAGAUGCACCCGCGCAAGCGCUGCCUCGACAACGCAGGUCUCCAUGCGCUGCUCGGCGCCCUCAACCGCCUUGGCCGCUACGACGAAGUCGCCCUGUACUUUCGCGCGCUCAAGCGUGAGUACAAGGCGGAGCUGUGGUGCGAAGCUCGGCGGGACGUUGUGCUCGAAGGUCUGUAUGCGUACACGAUGCUCAAGCGCGGCCAGAAGGCGCUGAACGUGCUGCAGCACUGCGUCGGCCGCGUGCACCUCGACGCGCAUCACUUCCGGAAUGCGCUGGCGUGCAAUGCGACGCCGCCUGAAAGCAAACGCCAUCCGUGGUUUCUGGCGCCAUCCAUCGAGCACGCGGUCGCGUCGGCCAAGCUCAUGACCGACCACGGCUACUUCGUGCCACCGGCGCUCUGGUCGCAGCUCAUUGAAAGCUGCUUGAUGCUCGAACGCUUCGACGACGCGUCCGAUCUUUUGAUGGCGUAUGCCAACGCGUCGCUCAUCUUGCCGCUCUCGACGCUGGUGUCCACGCUAUUGCUGCCAGUGCGCUUCCACGCGCCCAGCCUCGCCACCAAAGCAGCGCUUGCGUACAUUGCGCACCCGUCGUUGGCGACCGCGCUCCCGUCCCUCUUCGAUUCGGUGCUCACGCCGCUGCUCCAAAACCCCGAGACGUCGUUCGCUGACGUCGAGUCGCUCGUACAAGCCAUGCAAGCGCACGGCAUCUGCAUGCGCCCUUCGAUCUUGAAGCCGCUAUACGUGCCCUUCCUCGUGCGGACGCUGCCCGCGGAUGCGUUCUUGGCCCACGUGGCGAGCGUCCCCAACGUCCUCCGAGUCUCGGACUUCGUCUUUGGCGCGGCGUUUUACUCGUACGCGCAGCAGAAAGACGCUUCGUCGUGCGCGCACUUGAUCGACUAUGCGAUCGAGCACGACAUGGAGCUCACGUGGAAGGCGGUCGAGACGAUGCUCAAGCUGCACCUCGAAGUCCGGUCGCUCGACGCGGCGUACGAGCUCGCGCAGCUCGCGUUUGCCGGCAAGUCGGCACAGGACGUGGCCGACGCGCCGCGCCCCGUCUUCCGCAUGGUCGUCGAAACCGCGAUUACGCUCGGGCAUUAUGAAGACGCGGUUGUCUUUUGCGACAAGUAUUUGCCCGCGUCCGGCGACGAGCUUACCGCGACGAUGCGUCUCGUGCGCGACGUGGCCCAGCGCCUCGUCGAGAGCGACCGAUCGACGGCCUAAGACACGACCCAGACUAGAUAAGAACAGAAGAAGCAUGUGCGUUGUAUCCGCGACAGAGAAUAGU
Saprolegnia diclina VS20 is the source of this 1596-nucleotide messenger RNA. RefSeq lists its product as hypothetical. NCBI's taxonomy places the organism in Eukaryota, Oomycota, Saprolegniomycetes, Saprolegniales, Saprolegniaceae. The transcript has a single exon. The record is from RefSeq and is a predicted model, not a curated record. Bases 33 to 1532 code for a protein of 499 amino acids.